ACACAGUCAGUGCUCUGCUGUACCAUCGCUGCAGCUGGACCUCAUCCCACCCUGCAGCUGCAGGAGACACCGGGGCCCUGAGCACUGCAUGGCAGGAGGGUGGCACCAUAGAUGGCGCGGAUGCUAUGCCUGGCACGGAGAGCGAUGACAGAGGUGAGGGGGAGCCCCGGGCUGGGUGCCCUGGAGUGCCCGCAGCCCUGGGGAGCCCCCUGGCUCCUGUGCCCCUUGGGGACGAGCCCAGGGCACAGCCAGACACAUGCAGCACCCAUACCAAUGGCUCCGUGUUCCUGGCUGUGCUGAGCAGGGGAACUGUGCUCAAAUGCAGCCAAAGAGCAGCCUCCCCCCUUCUCCUCCGCCACCCCCUGCUCGAGGCUCCCCGGAUCAAUACGGUGCAUUAGCGUUUGCCGACACUACAGCUCCUGCACCAGUGCUCGGCGGAGCCUGGGGACCUGCAGGGCGGCUGAAGCAGCCGGCACCACCCUGGCCUCGCAGCACCACGAGGGGAGGCCCCCCCUCAGCCUCAUGCCAGGGCUGUGGCUACCAAGGUGCCCCCCAGGGAAAGUACACAUCCCACAAGGCAGGAGGGGCGCAGCUGUGGCUCUCCCCAGCUUCCAUCACCAGCGAGGACAACCAGGACAGGUGAAGGGCACCUCAGCGGGCACCUCCACCAGGCACCAGUGCCGCAGCCACCGCUCCCCUUGGCAAAGAGCAGAGCUGGCUCCGUGGCUGGCUCUGGGGUGAGGGAGAAGCCCAGCGGCAGCAGCUGAGCCCGAGCUGGGGCGCAGGGGGUUAAUGGCCCCUCAAUGAACAGCACGCAGGGGGUUAACAAUAGCCCCUCUCAGCUGCUGCUACAGGAGGUUUUAGCUGCCCUAAUAGAAGCCAAUUCCCCAGCCCAGCUUCCCAAUCCCCAGGUGAAGCCACGCUUGCGUGUCCUCCACCCCAUGGCCCCCAUCCUGUCCCUCUGGCAGCCGGGGGUCCCCCCCCGUGCUCGGCCCCGAUCCCCCUACAGUCGGGGUGCCGGCGGUCCCUGCCCGUUCCUGGGGGUGGAGAGGAUGACCAGAAGCCUCAUGGUUGGGAGGCGAGCAGCUGGGGGGGGGAGCAUGACGGCCACACUGCUCCUGGCCUGGGUGCAGGAUGGGACACGGGGGCUCCCAGAGAUGGGGACAAGCAUCUUUGUCCCAGCAUCUCCCAGUGGCUGAGCCAGUGAGGCUGCCUCCUGCAUCCCGGCUGGCCGGGCUGCGUUUGGCAGCGGGACCGAUGGCGGCUAUGUGGCUGGCGCGAGGGUGCAGUGGCCCUCAGCACCCCUGGGGACGGUGACCACGCAGGGCUGGUGCGGGCUGUGCAUCGCCCUGCCCACCCGCCGGACAGCAAGGGAGGGCCGCCACGGCCACCGCUCCCCGCGCCAGCACCAAUGGGAUCCCGCGCGGCGCACACGUCGCAUUCCGCCGCUGUGUAAAUAGGAGCAGGAGUGGGAUGGUGUUCCACAGCGAGCCCGGCUCAUGGAGAGGCCAGCCAGGGUCACCGGGAACCAGAGUGUGGGGACGCGCUGCAGCAGCACUGAGCCGUGAGGAACCUCGCACUCCAAGGAUGCGCAGCUGUGGGAGGCAGUGAGGCGUCUGCCCAACCUGAAACGCAGCCCCAGAACGCCGGAGUGUCCCAGCCCCUGAUGCCGGACAUCAUCGCCCACCCCCAGGUGCCACAGCCACUGCACAGGUACCGCAGCCCCGGCGAGACGCGCGGCACAGCCGGGCACAGCAAUGCUGCCCCUUAGCUCUUUUCCAGCACCGCAGCUGGAACCAGGAUCUUCCAUCGCGGGCUACAAAGGGAUAGAUGCUCGGUAAAGCCCCCUGCCAAGGCAGCACCGCGGCACGGUUUCUCUUGCAUCUCGUCGAGCCCGGCUGUGCCGCGGGACUGCACCACCCAGCACAAUGACCCCGAAGGCACCUGCAGCCCUGCUCUGGGCACGGGUGGCAAAGAUGCUUCUGCUGCUCCAGCUGUGUGCCCACAGCCGUGCGCCCCGCGCUGCCCCACUGCCCCGCGGCUGCCCUGCCGCCUGCAUCUGCACCUCGGACCUGCUGAGCUGCAGCCGGCAGGCUCUGCAGCACGUGCCCCCCACACUACUGCCCACCGCCACCACCCUGGAUCUCAGCCACAACGCCCUCACCGGGCUCCACGACCGCUGGCUGGCUGCCCUCCCGCACCUCGAGGCCCUCCACAUCAGCCACAACCAGAUCAAAGACCUUUCUCCGCAGGCUUUCCACAACGCCUCCCACCUGCGGCACCUCGACAUGUCCUCCAACCGCCUCCAUGCCGUUGAGACGCACUACUUCAAUGCACUGGUUAGCCUGGAGGAGCUUCUACUCUACAACAACCACAUUAAACGAGUGGACGAAAAUGCCUUUGCCAGGCUGAGCGGCCUGCGGAAAGUCUACCUGAGCUGGAACAACCUGACCACCUUCCCCUUUCACUCGGUGCAGGGGCUGGGCAACUACAGCCUCCGCACACUGGACCUCUCCUCCAACAGCCUGAGCAGCAUCCCAGUGAAGGAGCUGGCGGCUCUGCCCGAGAACAUCAGGAACGGCUUGUACCUGCACAACAACCCCAUCAGGUGCAGCUGCCAGAUCUACGUGAUGCUCCAGCGCUGGAAGCAGCGAGGUUUCAGCUCCGUGAAGGAUUUCUUUGAGGAACACACUUGCAAGGUGUCUGAUGACGUGCCCCGGUCCCUGAUCAAGUUCCUCAAAUACAAUGACAUGUUUGAGAACUGCUCGGUGGACCCUGAAGAAGCGCCCCCGGUGCCCCUCCCUGUGCUGGUGGGUCAGCCCCUUCUGCUCGCCUGCAACACCAGCCUGCCACCCGCCGCCACCUACAUGUGGAUCUCCCCUCACCACGAGCCCAUCAAACACCCAGGGAACAGCAACCGCUCCGUGGAGCUCUACCGCAACGGCAGCCUGAGGAUUGCAGCUGCCAAGCCCUGGCACUCGGGGGUCUACGUGGGCUUGGCCAUGAACAGCCCCCACAAUUCCAGCAGGCUCUGCGAAGUCAACGUGACGGUCCACUACCCCAAGCCAGACGGGGAGACCUUCAGCACCGGCCUCACGACCCUGCUGGGCUGCAUCGUGAGCCUGCUGCUUGUGCUUAUUUACCUGUACCUCACACCCUGCCGCUGCCUGAGCUGCUGCAAGAAGCCGGCUCCUCUUAGCCCCCCACAGGAGUGCAGUGCCCAGUCCUCCAUCCUCAGCACCACUCCCCCCGCCACCGAUGGGCCAAACCGCAAGGUCAGCACCAACAAGCACGUGGUCUUCCUCGAGCCCGUCAGGGAGACACAGAAUGGCAAGAUCCGCCUGGCCCUCGGCGAGGACUUCCCUGAUGUCAAGCACCCCAAGGUCCUGCAGCUCAAGUCAGACUCGGAGUCCAUCAGCUCCGUCUUUUCGGACACCCCCAUUGUUCCGUAGAAAUGGGAAGAGAGCUGGGGCCGCCCAAGAGCUGUUCUCCUCCAUCGCUGCUAGAAGCAGGAUUAUCAGGCACCCCCAACUCCCCGCUUGACCGCAGCCCACAGGGGCGAUCAGCAUUACCUGCAACCGCCUCAGCCACGAGCUCCUGGUGGGGUUGGGCCGGGCGCCCGUGGUGCCCAGCAAGAGCUCUUCACGUAAGGCCCUGGUAAUGGCCUCAUUAGCAUAAGGGUAACGCUGACAAACCCCACAGGCCUGAGAAAGCCCAGCUCCAUUUGGGCAGCCAAACUUCCAAAGGGCGAUGGUGGGACCAGCAGCCUGCCACAGCCUCGAGACCCAGCCCGGUGCCGCCAGCACGGACGCCCCUGGCCAGGGAACAGCUGUGACGAGUGCAGCACUGUCCUCGCUCACGCCAGGGCCCCUGGGAUGGCAGUGCCACCGUCCUCUCCCAGUCCCUGCUGGUCCUGCAGCUGGGAGUGGGGAGAGCAUGACCCUGUCAUGGGGGGAUUUGCAGCCCUCCAUGAAGAGGGCCACGCAGGAGGGAUGGAGCUCAGCGCCUGCCCAGCCACAGUCCAGCGAACAGCACAAGCUUUCACUUCCAGAGAAGCUGUAAAUAGCCAAGGUAAGAUUAGGUGCUGUGGUACAGCGCCCGGCCCGCACUGCUUUGAGCUGCCCAUGCCAUCAAGGACAAUGAGGUCUCCGCUGCACCACCCUCCUCCACUGCUUCUCCUUAGGCAGCCAAGCGCUGCCGAAGCACAGCGAUUUAGCAGUAAUCUAAUGAGCCUAUCGAUAAAUGUGAGUAAUCCUCUCCUCUCUUGGGUCGUAAUUCUCUAGUUACAUUGGAAUAAAAAUGCCUAUUUUUUUAAGCUGAUGCUGGGCUCAGUGUCUCCUUGCCCUUGCAGGGCAGCAGUGCAGAGCCAUCCCGUGUCCCACAGGCGCAGCAAUGGGAGGCUGAGGGAGCCCCAAAUCCCUGCUGGCCUGGCCCAUGGAGUCAGGUGAUUCCCAGCAGGCUCACAGCCUCCAUUUCCAUCAAACAGCAUUAGGUCAGCCUUGGAGAGGGGUUAAAUGUGCCGAGACAGAGCUGGUGGCCUGGGGAUGGUGGGAGCAGAGCGUCAGUGAUUUGUUCUGGGAAGGGCAGGUCUCCAGUGAGGGCUGGGAGCUGGGAAGGAGCAGCAGCAACUGCUGCACAGGCACAUCCGGACCGUGACAGGGAUGAGCAGGGUUUUGAUGUGGGGGAAAGGCACCUUGGGGAAAAGGGCUUGGGGUCAGGCUUCAGCCACGUCCCAGCACCCUUCGCAGACAGAGCCCACCCACCUCAGGGAACUCCUGCCCCGCUUUCCCCAGCACCCAGCCCCGAAUUGCCCCGGCACAGGGAGCAGCUGUGCCCCCCAACAUGCCUGCCUGAUCCCACAGAGGGAUAAGGGUGUGCCCACAUCUGCCGGCCACCACCGCCCUCCACAGCCAGGGUGGGAGCAGGGAGCUGCCUGUAGCUCAGGGUGCCAGCACCAUUGCUCGGACACAACCCCAGAACUGGGCCAGGACCCUGAACAGAACUUCCCCAGCUCACAGUCCCCCCCGGGCUGUGUGCCCCGGCCCCGGGAACUUCUGUCAGUCCUGGGACCCGUGCGAGGCGAAGGUCCCUGUGCCAUUGGGACAGAGCUAGCACCCAUCCUUCAACUUUUUCAGCCAGUAAACAAGCAGUGUUUUUCCCAGCAAAAAGUCAGACGUGCCCAAAGCACCUGUCAGAAAGCCCUGUCUGUCCGAGGAGAGGAAAGCAACUGGGAGAGCAGCUCUGCUGAGCCAGCCGCAGCCGCCCAGUGUCCCCGACUCUGACACCGAGCAGCUCCAUGCGAUACGUGCCCUGCUGCCGUGUGCCCUGCAGCCGCUGGCAAAGACAACAGGAUGCAGAGCGACAGAUCCCACUGGUCUGUGCCCUUGCUCCUCACGUGCUCUCUGCUGCCGGCCCUGACCGCCUCGCGUUAGCACAGGGUCCUGAUGAGCCCAGGGUGCUGAGCCGGCCACACUGGGGUGCUGCUAGGGGUGGUGAGGUGCUUCGGUGUCGGACAGAGAGGUGAGUGUCAUCCUGCCCCUCGAGGACAAAGCUGAGGCAAUGCCAUCCCCUAGCUUUGCAUCCAUGCAGGGAUCCCAUGGGCGGGAUGGGUUGAAUUUGCCUUGGGAACGUCUGGGAAAGAGCGGAGAUGCCACCGAGAGGGCCUAGGUCCAAACCCAACAAAGGCACUGCCCCAAGCGUGGUCGGCACCUGCUGAGCCAGCACUGAGCCCCUGCGGAGCACACACCACAUCAACACUGUGUCUGCCUCUGAAAGGCGAGGUGAUGUGCCGCUCCAGCCUCCAGCGCCCAGAGCAGGUGCUACCCAUCUGCCGCUCUUCUGUUGCCACUCUUGUAGUUCUCCUCGCCCUCUCACUUAGUGCAGCCAAGAUCAGCUUCCCUGGCACCAGUGUUCCUGCACACCUGCAUCCUCAGCUGAGGGGAAUGACUGAAGCUUGGGGAAAGCUCAGGCCAACUGCAGUGCAAGAAAAGCUGCCAAGGACCCCUCUGGGGUCACUCCAGCCUUGACCUCUCCUAUCCCCCAGGAAAGCUGAGCCCCACUGUGCUGGGGCCAGGACAGCCGAGUUUUAGAUCAGCGCCACUCCCAAGGGCUCCCUACAGCCUGCCUUCACCCAGGAAAACCCUGCUGAUUCAUUUCACACCUUUCUGAUGCUCAGGAAGGACCCUGCACAACGCUGCUGCUCUGAUGAGCCAAGCGAGGCCACCCGAACCGCCGAAGCAGUUCAUUAAGUAGCCUUAAAGGCAAGUCAUCUCAGCAAAGAAAAACAUAGCCACAAGCACAGCCUCCCUGACAGGCAGGGGUUGGGAAAUGUAAUGGAUGGUCCCCAAGGAAUAUGCUGUGCUCUCUCAGCAGCCAUCCGCACCAUUACAGCCCCGGCUCGCUGCCAAACCAGCCUCCCGCUCCUGGACUCUGCAGGGUAAAGUAACGGGGCAGCACAAAGCACGGCAGCCCUGGCACACAGGGCCUGUGCACAUGGGGAUAGACUUUGGGGACCAGCCUCCAAUGCUGACUCCUGUCUGCCCUGGCACUUCACAUCCCUGCCAGGGCAAUGGGGGCACACUGAGCACCAUCCUGCACUGAUGCUGACACACAAUGCACAGCAUUGGACCUGGAUCCCUUCCUUAUGCUGCUCAUGGUUUUCCAAAGAGCUCGAAGCAGUGAAGGCUGGUGCUGGCCAGCACUACACCUCCUCCUGCCACCCAGGAGUUCCUGACAGCCCCAAGGCGAUGGAAAUCCUAGCCCUGGCAAGCCCACUGCUCAGGAAGCAGCAUUUAGAGCUGGCAGCUUGGAAAAACAUGAAGAUCAAUAAGGUCAGACUCCUUUUUUAACCAUGAAACCUAGGUGUGAGCUAGGUACUGCUCUGUGCUCUGGCUCACGUUCCCCCCCCCCCCCCGG
Messenger RNA from Cuculus canorus (common cuckoo), 6915 nucleotides. It is a transcript of the gene AMIGO3, whose product is annotated as adhesion molecule with Ig like domain 3. Gene Ontology annotation, molecular function: protein binding. Gene Ontology annotation, biological process: brain development. The coding region runs from base 1929 to 3452 and encodes 507 amino acids. NCBI's taxonomy places the organism in Eukaryota, Metazoa, Chordata, Aves, Cuculiformes, Cuculidae. The record is from RefSeq and is a predicted model, not a curated record. The transcript has a single exon.